This is a messenger RNA of Apis laboriosa (Himalayan honeybee), 624 nucleotides long. RefSeq lists its product as uncharacterized. Lineage: Eukaryota; Metazoa; Arthropoda; Insecta; Hymenoptera; Apidae. The record is from RefSeq and is a predicted model, not a curated record. The transcript is spliced from 4 exons. The coding region runs from base 1 to 624 and encodes 207 amino acids.
AUGGCAAAGUUGCUUCACACCUUUUGGGCAUUCCUUUUAAACGUUUUCGGACUUCAGAUCUUCGGAACAUGUUUCGCCAACGCCAUGGAAGACGAAGACUGCGAAUCGCUCAUUUUAGGAUCACCAUUUAGCUCGAUCCUCUUCACUAUCGGUGUAUAUAUUAUUAUUGCUAAUUCUACAUUGUUUCCACCGUAUUUACACGAGCCAAAAUUAGUUUUUCUAGCGUUGUACGAGUUUCUAGCCACCGCAUUUAUCUUGGAAUUUGCGUUGGCUUGUAUUUGGACACCGAUCGAUGUGCUUUUAACCAAGACACUGCCGUUCAAUAUAUCCUACAUGUUUCGACAACUUGGCUUGGAAGAAGCAGCGAUUUCGUUUGCAACGAAUAAAUGUUUGACGAUGAUCAUGACUUAUACCGCAGCAAUCGUGUUUCUCUUGCUUACGCUUCAUAUCACGGAUUCUGUCGAUUACACUUUACUUAGAGAUUUUGGAAUAUCCCUUUUCGCGACUCAUCUAAUGGGAAACUUGAGAGCGAGAUUGCAACAAGAGCUUCCAUUCUUGAACAAAGGAACCGAAGUUUGUCGUUGCAAAGUUCGUAGAAGAAAACGUAGUAAAAGUAACAGAUAA